ACACGGACCCCAACCUCGGCAGGCCUCCUAGGGCCGCGGUCCUUUCCUCCUGCAAGGGGAGGGGGAAAAGCCGAGGGCCUCCCUUUAGCCUCACAGACGCCCUUUUGGAGGGAACAAAAAAGGACGCGCUCCCUUAUCCCGCCUUUCUCCAUUGUCGCGGCUGCCUAGCUGGGCGGAGCUGAGGAACUGGAGGGAGCCCAAUGCUUGCAGAGCUCGGCAGAGAUCUGGGUGGAGAAAUCAGCCAACCGUGAUUGAGCAUCACUUGAAAAGAUUCAGGCAAUUUGUUAACUAUGGAUGAGUAUGCUGUCCUAACAGUACUUGGAGAAGGAUCAUUUGGGAGAGUCCUUUUGGUCCACCAUAGGAACAAAAGCCAGAAAUAUGCAAUGAAGGAAAUAAGACUUCCCAAGUCGGAUACACAGAAAUCUUGGAAUGAAUCUAUUCUGUUGGCUAAAAUGAAACACCCCAAUAUCGUCACUUACAUGGAAUCAUUUGAAGCUGUUGGACACCUGUACAUAGUGAUGGAAUAUUGUGAUGAUGGAGAUCUUCUGCAAAAGAUUAAACUUCGAAAAGGAAAGUUGUUUCCAGAAGAUGUGAUACUCAAUUGGUUUGCACAGAUAUGCCUGGGUGUGAAGUAUAUUCAUGACAAGCGUGUAUUACACAGAGACAUCAAGUCCAAGAAUAUACUUCUCACAAAAGAUGGAAAAGUGAAACUGGGAGAUUUUGGAUCUGCACUUCUUCUUACCAGCCCAAAGGCCUAUGCUUGUUCCUAUGUGGGAACCCCUUAUUACGUGCCUCCAGAGAUAUGGGAAAACACGCCUUACAACAAUAAAAGGGUACCCCUUAUGGCAGCCAGCUUUGUACAGAUGAGUAGUGAGAUUUUAGCAGGUGGGAUGAAGAGAGUAAUAAGCGAUAUCUGGUCUCUGGGAUGCAUUUUGUAUGAGCUGUGUACUCUUAAGCAUCCGUUUCAGGCCAAUAGUUGGAAACAUCUUAUCCUUAAGAUCUGUAAAGGAUAUUACAGUCCACUUCCAUCCCACUACAGUUAUGAACUUCAGUAUUUGAUAAAACAAAUGUUUAAGAAGAAUCCCAGGAACCGUCCAUCAGCUAGCACAAUUCUUACUAGAAACUGUUUGGCGAAGAUUAUCAGAAAUUUUGAUUCAGCAGAUGUAUUGGAGGAAGGAAGAUAUGCAAGAUGCAAGACUAGCUGUUCAGAACCAGAGCUCGUUUCCAAGGGAUUCCAUGAAAUGGGAUUGGAGAAAACAGGGAAGUAUGAAGUCCCCCCAGAGGCUGCAAUACCAGGCCACCACAGGCGAAAAUGGGAAACAGGAAGAUCCAGUGAUGUGGUCAACAUUUUGGACAAGGCACCUCUACUUUCUUCCAGUGUUACAACCAAAGAGGACAGAACAGGAGGUCAUGUGAGAAAAUACGAUGAAAAUAUCACACGUAAGCGGUGGACCAAGGAACCUCCUGAAACUGUAAUGAAUAUUCUCCACAAUGCUGAUAUCAGUUUAGCUUUUAAAACGUACACCAUCUACAAAGCAGCCUCAGAUGAUCUAUUGAGAGGACCACUUAUAGAAACCCAAGCAUCUGAUGAAACAGAUGGUCAAAUUAUGUUGGAGGAUCCUGAGAGACUUGAAUCAAGAUCUGAUGAGGAAGACACGGACUUUGAAGCAGAAGAUGAUCCAGACUGGGUUUUUGAACUGAAAAGGAUGAUCAAUAUAGAGUGACAGACAAAAGAAGACAUGAAUAAUGGAACUAAAGACUGUGAUCCAAAUCUAGAUUUUCAUAGCUUGAUGUUGACAAAGUUUGAAAGUCAGUUUAUUAUACAAACAUUCUAAUGCAUAUAUGAAAUUCCAAAUGGAAUUUCUUCAGCUGAGUAACAAAUGUAUACUGACUGAACUGCUACUAGGCUUUUCUUCAGGAGGGGAAGAAUGUGAAUUUUCUUCUUGAAUAAAGAUAGUAAAAGUA
This is a messenger RNA of Eublepharis macularius, 1965 nucleotides long. RefSeq names its product NIMA related kinase 3 (gene NEK3). Gene Ontology annotation, biological process: protein phosphorylation. Gene Ontology annotation, molecular function: ATP binding; protein kinase activity. NCBI's taxonomy places the organism in Eukaryota, Metazoa, Chordata, Lepidosauria, Squamata, Eublepharidae. The coding region runs from base 291 to 1724 and encodes 477 amino acids. The transcript has 15 exons. The record is from RefSeq and is a predicted model, not a curated record.